Brienomyrus brachyistius is the source of this 7916-nucleotide messenger RNA. Its product is annotated as AT-rich interactive domain-containing protein 1B-like. The record is from RefSeq and is a predicted model, not a curated record. Bases 300 to 6812 code for a protein of 2170 amino acids. The transcript has 21 exons. Gene Ontology annotation, biological process: regulation of transcription by RNA polymerase II; chromatin remodeling; positive regulation of DNA-templated transcription. Lineage: Eukaryota; Metazoa; Chordata; Actinopteri; Osteoglossiformes; Mormyridae. Gene Ontology annotation, cellular component: nBAF complex; SWI/SNF complex; nucleoplasm. Gene Ontology annotation, molecular function: DNA binding; nucleosome binding.
GCUGGGCCAAAGAAGCUCUUGGAUACUUGAAUUUAGCAACCCAUAUCCGGGUUAGAGAGGAAAGGAAAAAGUUUCAUUUAAACCUGGGCGAGAACUUUCAAUAUGAAAUCACACUAUAGCAGUAGGCGCUGCCAUUGAGGCGUACUUGAUUCCGAUUGUCGAGUUGCCUGACAUACUUAAUAUUUUAAUGACAUUGUUUCGUUUUUAUUUAAUUUUCUUCGAUUUUCCCCUUCCUUUUUGAUAGCUAGCUGUUAAGUAGCUAGCUAGGCUGGAAUACUGCAUGAAAUGUUGACGUGAUCAUGGCCGCGCAAGUGGCACAAGCUCCGGGGACGAGUAAAAAUAAAAAAUCGGAUUUACCGAGUAAUUUGAGUCAAGAUAUAAAUUCUGGGAAGUCUUUAAGAGAGACUGUACAUGGACCUGGAACAAUAUUUGGGACUGGUGAUGGGACAAGCGAUGACAUGAAUAAUGUAGAUCGCCACCACCAUGAACUGAACAUGGCCAACAUAGCUCGCUCUUCUACCAACAACUCGGAUCUACGCGAAAAGGAGAGUGCGAGUAAGUCUGCGUCUUUAUCCGCGUCCAAUUCGAGCAUGUCAUCGAGCAUGGAGACGGGUUUGAUAGCGAAUCAUAAACUGAAAAAUGCUGGUGGAGGAGAUCCCCCUCCUCCGCCUCACCAUCACGCACACUCACAGCAGCAACAGCAACCAUUCAAUCAAUUUCAGCCGCACCAUCAGCGUCAAAUUCAAAAUAACAACAUCAACAGCUUGCAAUCGGCGCAGGGGGAAACUGGCAAUCGGCAACAUGGAGGGAAGGAGAAUAUUCUUGGAAAUCGGGUUGAACGACAGCAGUUGCUAAAUAAAAGUGAGGAGGACGAUCACCCGUGUAAAUCGGGAGACCGGAUGGGCAGCAGGUACGAUCACGCCGGCUUGGGAGCGACGAACAACUUCAUCAGCAGCAACCAGCCACAAAGUGCAGGAGGGAACAGCAACGUUUCUGAGUUUAAUAAUUAUUAUGGCGGUACCAGAGGAGGGCCUUGUCUUGAUCAACAUGGCGGACAACAAAGCCCUGGGAUGGGGGUAAUGCAUUCUUCGGCACCCAACAGUAUGGAUCAAGUGCAAAACUCCCACGAAGGCUAUCACAACAGCCAGUACAACCACUACCAGAACUACCGAGCUAGCUACGGUGCUGCAGGAUACGGUAUGAUGACCCCCUCGCUGCAGGGAAACAGCAUGAUGGGCCCGAGCAGCAAUAGUGCUGCAAGCCACGGCAAAGCUUCCGUGGCUGCUGCUUCUGGUUCUGGUGGCAACGUCGGGGGAUUUCAAAGAUUUCCAGGGCAAAAUCAGCAGCGUCCAUCAGGAGCCACACCGACUCUAAACGAACUGCUGACGUCCCCUAACCCCGUUAUGCGAGGUUAUGGCAGUGGGUACCAAGAUUACAAUAACAAUCCGUCCGCACAGCAAGCAAGCAUGGGGCUGGGUAAAGACAUGAGCGCCCAAUAUGGGUCCGCUUCCCACGGCUGGGGAGGUCAACAAAGAAAUCACCCGGCAAUGAGUUCUGGAAACAACGGGCAAGGUGUUACCAGAUCCCAGGUGGCUCCCAUGGAAUCCAUGGCGAUGAAGCGCUCUCAUCUCUAUGGUAUGGGCGGCAGCCCCUACUCUCAGCACCAGCAGGGCGGGGCUUACCAUGGCCAGCCAUAUGGAUCACCUGCUCCUCACCAGUAUCCAAUGGGAACACAGGGAAGAGGUCAGGUGGGCAUGAGUGGAAUGCAGUACCCUCCACAGCAGCAGAUGGCGACUUCUUACGGCCAUCAGGCCAUGGGUGGAUACUGCCAGCAGGGUCAGCCGCCGUACUUCAGCCAGCCCAUGCAGCCUGCCGCCCAGCCGCCCUAUGCGCAGCCCCGUGCACCCCCGCCGCAGGAGAUUUCAUCAGACGGCUAUGGAAGCAUGGGCCAGACCUCGGUCACCGCUGGGAAGCCUAUUGAGGACUUGGGUCUCACACAGGAGGACAGACCCUCCAGCCUGCCGGACCUGUCAGGCUCCAUUGAUGACCUGCCCACAGGCACCGAGGUUGGCCUGGGUGCCUCUGCCAGCCAGGGCCAACCGAGCACCUUCUCCCCCGGCACCUCCCCACACCUUGCCGGCUCUCGCCCGUCGCCGCCACCCCCGGUGGGACCUACCCCCAGCCGCCAGGGGCCCCUUUCCCCGGCUACAGGUCCAGGCACCCAGCUGGCCCAGCAGAGUGUGGGAGGUGUGACUGACGCGGGAACUCACGCCACGAUGAGCCAGUCACCCAUGUCCCAGGAGAGGGGGUUCACUUCCAGCAUCCAGCGAAAUGUCCCAUCCUCCCAGUUCACCCCCCAGCAACCCGGGCCAUCCAUAUCGCCCCGCCCCAUGCACCACAUUGGGGGGCCCUACCAGCAGGGAGGCACUGGCGGACCCACCUACGGACACCAGGGUGGACAGUACGGACCUCAGGGUAACUACCCCCGGCUGCCCGGAUACGGAGGAGCCCCCGCCGCCAGCUAUGGUGUCCCGGGCUCUGGCGUGGGCAGCAGCCCCAUGCAUGGUCAAGGUCCUGGCCAGCCCUGUGGUUCCAUGCCAGCUGGGCGUGGCGUGGGCAUGGCAGCGGGCGUAGGGAGCCGCCCAUAUCCAGGCAACACUGGCGGCCUGGCCCCCGGCUCACCUGGCAUGCCCCAAUCGUCAGGGCCCGGGAUGGGGAGACCACAGCCCAGCGGCGGCCGCAAGAGCCAGGAGGUAGCGGUGUCCGCGAUGCAGGCCGGAGGGAGCACCACGACAUCCAGGCAGGGAAGCUACCCUGGUGUGAAUCACAUGGGCAUGAUAGGCAGCGCUGCGCCUUACAGCCAGCCAGUCGGGAACAGCUCUGGGAGAAUGACCCCACAGGCCCCGCCCUACAAUGUCCCGCCCUCAGGACCCCUGCCAACAGCAGCUGAUGGCAUGAUGCCUCUCGACCCAAAACAGAAGCUGGACAGCAAGGAGGAGAGUGCUGGCCUGGAGCCCCAGAAGGCAAAGGACGGUUACCUCUCCAGGUGUCCGUCACGGCCACCCACCCCCUCAGCGCUGUCCCCCAGCCCCGCCAGCCUAUCCUCGUACCACGGCGACGACAGCGACAGCAUCAGCAGUCCUGCCUGGCCCCGCACUCCCUCCAGCCCCCAGAAGCCCAACUCCUCCUCCACGCUGAGCGGUGAGAAGAUCACCAAGCUCUACCAGAUGGGUGUGGAGCCGGAGCGCCAGGCGUGGGUGGAGCGCUACCUGGCCUUCAUGGAGGAUCGCGGCACGCCGGUCACUAGCCUGCCCAGCGUGGGCAGGAAGCCGCUGGACCUGUGCCGCCUCUACAUGUGUGUGAAGGAGAUCGGUGGCCUCGCCACGGUGAAUAAAACCAAGAAGUGGCGGGAGUUGUCUUCCCACCUGAACAUGGGCGCCUCCAACAGCGCGGCCAGCUCCCUGAAGAAGCACUACAUUCACUACCUGUUCGCCUUUGAGUGCCAAGUGGAGCGUGGGGAGGAGCCCCCGCCCGAGAUCUUCGCCACGACCGACUCCAAGAAGCAGCAGACGCCCAAGAUUCAGCCGCCAUCUCCAGCUAACUCUGGCUCCCUGCAGGGCCCCCACACACCACAGUCCACAGGCAGCAGCUCAAUGACGGAGGCGGGGGGUGACUUGAAGCCGCCCACACCAGCCCCACCCACACCUGCUCCUCACACGCAGAUGAUCCCGCAGCAGGGUAGCAGGAACAGCAGCACUGUCAGUGUGCAGGACCCCUUCGCAGAGGUCAAUGACCCCGUCUUCCAGAAAUGCACUCCUAUGAACCCUGGGGCACCUUACCACCCCCAGGGGGGCAACAUGCCAGAGGCUGUGAUGAGGAUACAGUAUGAGGCCAACAAGGACCCCUUUGGUGCUGCAAGGAAGGGGAUGGCCCCAAACGAGCACUUUGGGGAAGGCCAUAUGGCCGGCAGCGGCAUGCAGGAAGCAUAUGGCCGGGGGCCACCUCCGGGGGCCAUGCCUGUCCCGGGCGUGGGCCAGCGCCCCCAGUACCCUUACGGCCCCGGCUAUGACAGGAGACCGGACAAUGUGAUGGGACCAGAGGGGGGCAUAGUUCCCCACCAAAGUCAGAACAACAUGGCACCCUCUGCUAAUGACUCGGGACUGUAUUCUCCAAACAGAUACCCCUCCCAGCUGAGGCACGAGGGCUACGGACAGCAGUAUUCCCACGGCAUGCCAUAUGGAGCCCAUCAGCCCGGAAUGUUCCCCCAGCAGCAGGGCUACAAACGGCCAAUGGAGGGGAUGUACGGCCCCCCUGCGAAGCGCCAUGAGGGGGACGUGUAUGGUGGGCCCUAUGGAGGGCAGCAGCCAGAUCCAUAUGGCCCCUACGGCAGCUAUUCGGGCCCUGAACGCCGGCCCAUGCAGAACCCCUUCCCAUACGGUUAUGGACGGGAACGCAUGCCCCCCUCAGGUCCAGUGCCCCCACAUGCAAUGGGCUCUGGUGAGGGGCCCCAGCCCAGGAUGUGGCCCUCCAGGACAGAUGUGAACUACCCCUAUCCAACUAGGCACGGUCAGGGAGCGACCUACCCUUUGGGCCGCGGGGACGACGGUGAAGGCCUGCCAGGCCAGGACAGCUCGUGGCCCAGUGCCACUGGGCAGCGCCAGCCGUCUUUUCACCCCUCGGCCACCUCCCCCUCUUCCUCCUCUGGACCGAUGCCCCAUAUGACCACUAGGCCGCCGCCACCCUCGUCAUACCAGACACCCCCCGCCAUGGCUGCCAGCCAUGUUCCCCGGGACCCCAGUCCCGCCCCUUUCCAGCGCUCUAUGGAGGUGCAUCCAUCUCCCAGCAAGGGCCACUUUAUGGCUUCUGUAAAACCGCCAAAGCCAGGCAUGCCUGUCCCCAUGCCGGGGCCCGCCCCAGCUCCCGGGAUGCCUGGCCAGGCUCCUCCUCCGGUCCUCCAGCGAGAGGUCAGCUACCCCGCCAGUUCGGUGGAGGGCACACAGGCACUGCUGAAGCCACGUCGUAAGCUGACCUCCAAAGACACCGGAACCCCAGAGGCCUGGCGUGUGAUGAUGUCCCUCAAGUCAGGCCUGCUGGCAGAGAGCACCUGGGCCCUAGACACCAUCAAUAUCCUGCUUUAUGAUGAUAGCACUGUGGCCUCCUUCACCCUCUCACAGUUGCCUGGAUUUCUGGAACUAAUCGUGGAAUACUUCAGAAGGUGCCUGAUAGAGAUGUUUGGGAUUCUGAAGGAGUAUGAAGUGGGAACACCUGGACAGAAGAUACUUCUAGGACCUACGCCAAGUCAGAAGGAGGAGGAUCCUGCCCACCCGGAAGAAAUGGAUAAAUCUGAGGCAGAACUGGGAGAGGAGGAUGGAUGGGCAGCAAAUGAUGAGGCACUUCUCAAUACCACUGAGGAGGCAGUGUCAGACAACAUCAGGGAGGAGCCUCCAGAUGAGCCACAUUUAAAGGGGAUGGAUGAGGAAGAGCAUGAGGAGAAGAGCAAGGACCUCUCAGAGGCAAUAUGUCCCCUGGAGCCCCGGCCAAAACAGGCUAGCAGGUAUGACAAAUUCCCACUGAAGGUGGAAGACAAGGACUGGGAUGGGUCACAAGAAGACCUGCUAAACGGUGAGGGCUUCACCAGCGGGUUGCUGCACUGGCAGGCAGGUGGGGGGGACUCCACUGCCCACAUCCAGACCCACUUUGAGAGAAAGACCAACAGCCUGUGGGGUAGGGAGGAGGAGUUGGAACCAGUAGAGGCCAAUGAGAAGACUUGCCACAACAGGGCACCCUGGUGGCCAUCAGUUUCCUUUGAGUUUGACACCCUGGAGGAUGAACCACGUUGCCGAGACGAUGCCCCUCUCUCUGUUGCUGCCAACUGGCAGGACUCGCUGGCACGGCGGUGCAUCUGCAUCUCCAACGUUAUACGCAGCCUCUCCUUCGUACCUGGCAAUGACACCGAGAUGUCCCGGCAUCCAGGCCUGGUGCUGAUCCUAGGCCGGCUGGUGCUGCUGCACCACGAACACCUUGAAAGGAAAAGGCCUUCUGCAAUUCGCCGCGAUGGAGAAAGGGAUGGCGAAGAGGAGGACCGUGGUCUGGCCUGCAGCAGAGAUGAGUGGCGCUGGGAUUGCCUUGCCACACUGCGGGAGAACACUAUGGUGACCCUGGCAAACAUUGCCGGCCAGCUGGAUCUGUCACUCUACCCAGAAAGCAUCUGUUUGCCUCUCCUGGAUGGCCUCCUGCACUGGAUGGUGUGCCCCUCGGCAGUAUCCCGGGACCCGUUUCCAACGGCUGGGCCUUACUCUGCACUCACCCCACAGCGACUUGUACUGGAGUGCCUGUGCAAGCUGAGUGUUCAGGAUGGCAACGUGGACCUCUUGCUGGCCACGCCACCUAUGAGCCGGCAGCAGCGGCUCUACACAGCUUUGGUGCGCCAUGUGGGUGAGCGCCGCAGCCAGGUGUGCCGCGAGAUGGCGGUGGCUGUUCUGUCCAACUUGGCCCGUGGCGACCCUACAGCAGCCCGGGCUAUAGCCCUGCAGCGGGGCGGCAUAGGCAGCCUGAUGGGAUUUCUGGAGGACGGUGUGGCCGUGGCGCAGUACCAGCACGGCCCCCACGGGCCCCCGCACCCCGAGCCGCCGAGCGUCAGCAUGAUGUGCCGGGCCGCCAAGGCGCUGCUGGCCAUGGCCGAGGUGGAGGAGAACCGGCCCAAGUUUGUGCUGUAUGAGGGCCGGCUGUUGGACAUCACCGUGUCCUCUGUGUUGAGCGCCGCUGUCUCCAGCAUCCUGUGCCAAGUGCUCUUCAAAAUCGGCCGCUUUUGACUGGCACCUUGACGGCCUCUAAGAGCAGAUGUCACAUGCAAUUGCUGGUAUUAUAUUUUUAUUUAAGGGAAAAAAUUAAAUAAAAAUGUUUUGUAUAUGUAUAAAUAAAUAUAUAAAUAUAUAAAAAUAGCUCCCCAGCCCGAUUCACGGUUUAAUUUUGGAAUUUUUGAAAUGAUUUUAAUACAGAUAUUUAAUACUUGCUGUGGUAUGUGUUUUUAAUAUUUUUCCUGUCUUUUUUUUAAUAAUUUGAUUUGAACAAGAGUUGAUAUAUGCUCCUUUUUGUUGUCUCUUAUAUGUAUGUCUCUUGUUUUAUAUAAUUGUUCUGAAUCAGUUUGCUUUCAAUUAAUAAUUUAAAUUGUGAUAAAUAUUGUGGAUGGUUCUUCUGCCACAUUAUUGAGAAGAAAAAUGAUUUUACUCGUAUAAAUAUACCCAUGUUUAAGAAAGGCUUGUGCAAUAGGAAUCACGGCAGGUUGGCAUGGUAACAGGCUGGCUGUCAGUUAAGUGUGUGUUUGUUCCCUCCUACACCAUGCAACACAAAAUCAGUGUUGCAUCUGCCUACCAGUCAAAGAAAAAAAAAUACUCCCUUCUCCACUCCUGGAGCAGUCUCUUUAGUACUUGUAUUACGUUUAUUUUGUAUUCGGCAGUGGGCUGAGAUGUAAAUAGAUCUUGUACAUUGAACAAACGUACCUUUGUUUUAUUCUUUGUAUUUCGUUGUUUUUAGUUACCUGCAUACCUUUUUUUCCAGGUGAUAUGACUACAAAGUGACAGUAGUUGUUAAUUCUAAAUAUUAUUUGCUGUUACCGUUAAUUUUAUUUAGUCUAUUUCAUUGUUUGGGUUCACAUCCUAAAACAAAGGCAAAGUCGUAUCCUGUGUGUAAGAAGUUGCUGUGCUCUCAGCACGGGUGUGUACCGCUUUGUGAGCCCCAUGUUGGACUUGUUUCAUUCUGGGGAAUAAUGUAUAAGGUUAUAAAAGACAGAAAGACAUCUAUCCUAUCCAUUUCUUUUUAAUUCCCCGCAUGUGAUGCGGAAAAGGAAAGUUAUCCUGGGAUGAUGACAGAAACCAAUUAAAACUGAAUAACAGGACAAAGAAAAUCCUACACCGAUA